AUGGUGUUCAGGUUCCCCGUUAAGUUUGAGCUUCCAAAGCACGUGUACCUUAAUGGCCGUGUCAUCAAAGAUGCCUUUAAAAGAACCCAGGUCGCCGAACACGAGGUGACUAGAAACGCCCUCAGAUACAUCGCCAGAAACACCACUCUUCCGGCAAAAGCCCGUUUGGAGGCCCAAUUACAACUUGCUUCCAUGCCAAAGUAUACUUCCCCUGCUCAAAUCACGAAACGUUGUAUUGCAUCGGGAAACUCGAGAUCUGUCAUUACUGACUUUAAGUUGAACAGAACUGAGUUCAGAAACAGAGCCAGAAGAGGCCAGAUCCCAGGUGUUGCCGUGGGUUCUUGGUAA
This is a messenger RNA of Candidozyma haemuli, 348 nucleotides long. RefSeq names its product mitochondrial 37S ribosomal protein uS14m (gene MRP2). Gene Ontology annotation, biological process: translation. The transcript has a single exon. Gene Ontology annotation, molecular function: structural constituent of ribosome. Gene Ontology annotation, cellular component: ribosome; mitochondrial small ribosomal subunit. The record is from RefSeq and is a predicted model, not a curated record. NCBI's taxonomy places the organism in Eukaryota, Fungi, Ascomycota, Pichiomycetes, Serinales, Metschnikowiaceae. Bases 1 to 348 code for a protein of 115 amino acids.